AUGACAAAAUAAGAAAUAUUUGUCCAAAUUUUAUUUUAUGGAUACCUAAAGGAGUUUUCUUCACUUUUCAAGAGGUGGAUGGCUAUAAAUACAUUAUUUAAUAAUGCAGCUACGAAUAUGAAUUUACUUAUCCAAACAAUUCACCAAUGCAACCAAAAGAAGUGA
Molecule: messenger RNA, 165 nt
Organism: Tetrahymena thermophila SB210
Lineage: Eukaryota; Ciliophora; Oligohymenophorea; Hymenostomatida; Tetrahymenidae
Exons: 2
Source: RefSeq, a predicted model, not a curated record